CAUUGUCAUCCUGACACUUCUCUGACACCUGAUUGACAUUGACAAUAUAAUUUAUAACCAAAUAAACAAAGUCUUCCUUGCAAUAAAAACUAAUCAAUCGAGUAUGAAAUUUGGACACUAAUAAGAGGAAUAUAAUGAGACUACCCCAGGUAAAAACUUUAUUUUGCAAGAGACAUGUUUUAUCUCAAUUUGUACGAUUUACGCACCAAGAGCAUCAAACAUCUAAGUCAGUUUUGUAUCCUCUUAGUAAUAGAAAAUUACUUAACGUAAAAGGUAGCGAUGCAUCAGUAUUCCUACAAGGGCUAAUAACAAACGAUAUGAGACAUUUUGAAGAUGGAGCUAAGUCUGUGUACGCUAUGUUUCUUAACAACAAGGGUCGGGUUAUGUACGACACAUUAGUAUAUAAAUGGAAGGACGAUGACUCUUAUUUAUUAGAAUGCGAUUCUAGUAUAAUCAAUGCAAUGCAGAAACAUUUAAAGAUGUAUAAGUUAAGAAGACAGCUGGAGAUCAAAGAUGUAAAUAAUGAGAUUAAGCUAUGGGCUCUGAUAUCACCUUCUAGAUCCGAUAUUGCAAAUGAUAGUCUUCACAUUUAUAAAGAUCCGCGCCUUAAUGAAUUAGGAUUAAGAAUCAUAUCAUCUGUAUCAGUAAAUGAAACCCAAAUAACAGAUAUUAUAGGGAGUGAUAUUACUAUAGAGAACAGUGACAAUGGUUAUAAAUAUUUAAGGUACAAGUUAGGCGUCAGUGAAGGUGCAGAAGAUUUGCCUCCUGGAACUAGUUUUCCUUUAGAAGCCAACUGUGACUAUCUUCAUGGUGUUAGUUUUCACAAGGGCUGUUAUAUCGGACAAGAAUUAACAGCCAGAGUCCAUCAUACUGGUGUAGUUCGAAAAAGGUUAAUGCCAUUAAAAUUUACUUCAGAUGUAAAAGAUAUACAACAAGAUACUGCUAUAACAGCUUCAAAUAACUUAAAAACAAGUAUAGGAAAAUUGAAAGGUACUAUACAAGAUUAUGGACUAGGUUUGCUCAGAAUUAAAGAGGCUUUAGAUGCUAAAAUGUUAAAAGUUGAAGAUUACGAGGCUGAAGUUAUAAAACCUUCUUGGUGGCCUAUUGAAGCACCAAGAGAAGUAACAGCUAAGAAAGAACAAAACUAAUAUUUAUGUGGAUAACUGGCAUCAAAUUAGAUUCAAAUAUUAAUGUUGAAAUGGAUGAUACAAAGACUAAGGUUGAAGAACAUGAAUUUUAUGAUUUUAACUGUGUGUCAUGUAAACUAAGUGAAAAGGCGCAUUACAAA
Molecule: messenger RNA, 1288 nt
Organism: Papilio polytes (common Mormon)
Lineage: Eukaryota; Metazoa; Arthropoda; Insecta; Lepidoptera; Papilionidae
Product: putative transferase CAF17 homolog, mitochondrial
Exons: 2
Coding region: 135-1148 (337 amino acids)
Cellular component (GO): mitochondrial matrix
Molecular function (GO): protein binding
Source: RefSeq, a predicted model, not a curated record